AUGAAUAUACUCACAAGGACAUUAAUCAUAACUAUUUUUUUUAAUUUACAAAUUUAUAUAGGAAAAUGUUUAAAUCAUGAUAAUAUAAAAUACAUAAAAAAUGUACCUAUGAACAUCCAUUUGAAAAAUUCAAAUGGCAUAAUAUACCAAAAAAAUAAACGUCCUUCACAGAUUUAUAGAAAAAAUACAAAUAAGGAAGCAUUUAAUAUACCCGUUUUUUCUAUUCCUAAUUAUAAACCCAAAUAUAAUACUUGCACAAAAACAAAUAAUGUAGCUUUUAUAAAUUCAAGAAUUAAUCAUGCACAUCAUAGAAAUAUCGAAGCUACUAAAGCGGCGGGAUUAAAUGCAAUAAAAAAAAUAAAAAAUGACAAAAAAUUUACUUUAUUUAAUUCUGGAAAUAGAGAUAAUAUAAAAACACAUGGACAUGAUAUUAAUAAAGGUAUAAUUGAUGAUAUAUCAACAACAAAUAAUAGCUAUUCUAAUAUAGGAAACACAAAUGAAAAUACAUAUCAAGAAAAUAAUUAUAAUAAUAUGCUAACAGAAAAAAAACCAUGUACCUUUUUAAAUAAAGCAGUCGAAGCAGGAAAAACUGUCUCCUUAUUAGGUUUGUGGUAUGUAUGUAAUAUCUUUUAUAAUAUUGAAAAUAAAAAAGCAUUAAAUAUAUUAAAUAUGCCUAUUACUAUUGCUAUAACACAAAUAUAUGUUGGUUUACCAAUAUUUUUAAUACCAUGGUUAUUAAAGUUAAGAAAUCAACCCGAACUAUUCUAUGAUGAACAAGAAUUGAAAAGAAUUAAUAUGAGUGAUCGUAAUGCCUUAAUCAAAGGAUUCCAAAAAUAUAUAUUAUUCUUAAAGAAAUAUAGUAGUAUAAUGAAACAAAGUAUUUAUCAUGGAUAUGCUCAUCUAUUAUCUGUUAUUGCUAUGGGUGCAGGUGCUAUUAGUUUUGUUCAUAUUGUUAAAGCUUCUGCUCCAUUAUUUGCUGCUUUCUUCUCAUACUUCUUUAUGAAUAAUAAAAUGUCCAUUUAUACAUAUUCCUCUUUAGUACCAAUCGUAUUUGGUGUCUCACUUGCUUCAAUAAAAGAAUUAUCAUUUACAUACAAAGCACUUUAUUCAACAUUAUCAGCUAAUGUACUUUCAACAAUGAGAGCUAUUGAAGCCAAAAUAAUGAUGGGAAAAAAUCUAGACAAAUUAGGAAGAAAUUUAACUCCAGAAAAUAUAUUUGCACUCUUAACUUUAUCUUCAGCCAUAUUCUUAACACCUGCUUUGUAUAUUGAUUCACACAAAUGGAAAGACGCAUAUGAAUAUUUAAUGAAUAAUAAAAAUGUAUUAAAAGUUUUAGGAAGACAUGUACUCAUGUCAGGAGUAUGGUUCUAUUUAUAUAAUCAAUUAUCAUUUAUUUCAUUAAAUAGAUUAAAUCAUAUUACACAUGCUGUUGCAAGCACAGUUAAAAGAGUUUUCUUAAUAUUAACAAGUUAUUUUAUUUUUGGAACGAAAUUUUCAUUCCUUGGUGGACUUGGUUCUUCUAUAGCUGUUGGUGGAACAUUUGUAUAUUCUCUUGUAAAGAAUAAAUUUGGAUAG
Messenger RNA from Plasmodium adleri (nom. inval.), 1575 nucleotides. RefSeq names its product phosphoenolpyruvate/phosphate translocator. Gene Ontology annotation, molecular function: antiporter activity. Bases 1 to 1575 code for a protein of 524 amino acids. The transcript has a single exon. NCBI's taxonomy places the organism in Eukaryota, Apicomplexa, Aconoidasida, Haemosporida, Plasmodiidae. Gene Ontology annotation, cellular component: Golgi apparatus. The record is from RefSeq and is a predicted model, not a curated record.